UGUUAAAGUGGACGGGAUCGAUCAUAAUUUGGGCCUUGAGGCGGGUCAGCAGUUGACAUUUUGACGCCGCCCCUGUUUCUCCUAAUGCUAGAUACAGCUCGAUCGCCGCCCUUUCGAUCAAACGAAAUGAGGAGCGCACUAGGGAGGAAGUACUGUAAAGAGCAUGUGUUAACGGAUGAACGUGAUGAUAUUGUGUGCUGUGGCUGGCUGCGGCGGCCUCCUUACCAGGUAACCUCCCACAUCAACCUCCCACUGACACCAAGACAGCCAGCUACACAAAGCCACAUGAGACUGCUUAUUCAGCAACCCCUGAGGCUCGGAAUCGUCAGCGCUCAGUCCAUCGUCAUGUAAUACUCGAUACACUCUGGAAAGAUUGAUCUACAUUGUACUCAGCGGACUGACCGCUAUGCUAUCGACUUGUAGAUCGGGUAACGCCAAUGGAGUCAACCAUCGCGCAAUGGCCACUAUCUAAGCUUCUGUCACAGACAUGUCGGCCCAUCAACGUGGCUAGCCACCACAGAUUUCAUAUGCACACAGAUCAUUUUCCAUGGCCUCUCCCGCCAUUUGGAAUCCUCCACACAUCUUUCAAGCUCACCAAGCUUCACAAACGAAAUGCCCGUCGGACCCGAGGGGCCUUGCGCACAUAUGGAUGACGGGAGCCUUGCGGCACAAGAGGGUCAACUUCACCUGUGUUGAUCAGUGCAGGGUCGGCGUCUUCGAGGCUCUGGAGCCCAGCGAGUUGCAUGGCUGUGAUUACUUCUUCUUUGAGGACUGUGCACGGUAGUAAAGUGAUGUACUACACCUUCUUUGCCGUAGUUGAGCGCGUACAUAAAGGGCCUACCCAUGCCGACACCGCUUGCGCCCAAGCAGAGAGCCUUGAGGACAUCCGAGCCCCUUCUGAAGCCGCCGUCGAUGAAGACUUCCAUAUGGUCGAACACUUCGGGACAUUCCUUGUGCAGUUCCAGAAGGACAAGAAUUGAUGCCGGCGCCCCAUCCAGAGCCCUUCCUCCAUGGUUGCUGACCAUGACUCCUUGACAGCCUACUUGCAUGGCAAUGCGGGCGUCUGCUGCUGACUGUACUCCUUUCAAAACCAGGGGCAGCUUGGUCUGCUGCCGCAGCCAUACGAGGUCGUCCCAACAAAAACUAGGGUCGAUGAAGGACCCUACAUUCCGAGCGAGACCAGACGUUUGGCUGCCGCUCGUCGCAGUAGAGCCGCUCAAGCCGCUGGCCUGAAACGUUUCGAGCUUCAGCCGUUCGUCGGCCUCUCUUUUUGACACGACGGGGAGAUCAACGGUGACGAAGAUGGCUUUGAUCUGCGGCUUCGAGUUGACGAGACGGAGUAACUCCUCGGUCUUGCUUCGGUCCUUGUUGAUGUAUAGUUGAAAGAAGAAGGGUUGGUCCUGAGGUGCAGCUUCCAGGAUCUCGGUCAAUGGAAAGGAAGCGUUUGUGGAUAUCUAGAACGGCGGGUCAGUCUCUGCCUGUGAUUCGACUUCCCGCCACGACUGGGCAUACCAUUUGCAAGAUGCCUGUUUCAGCUGCUCCUCGACUCAAGGCAACCUCGCCCUCUGGUCCUCCGGUCUUGCCCAGUCCGGCUGGCGAAAUGAAAAUUGGAAGGGAAACGUUGCAGUCAAGCAUGGUGCCCUUGGUGGACACUGUCGCCACAUUUCUCAAGAUCCGAGGUCGAAACCAUAUUCUUUGCAAAAGCCUCUGAUUGGCGUCGCGCGUAAUGUUGUCGUUUGAUGCUCCUGAGAUGAAGGCCCAACUCUUCUUGGAGAUUGAUUGUCUGGCAGCGUCUUCGAAAUCCUGCAGAUUGAUCAAUGCAUUCAACGGCGGCUUUCUCUCUGUGCGUUGAGGCGCUUUGCUCCUCGCGCCAGCGACGCCAGAAGGUAGCUUCGUAGCUGGAUCGAGCUGCCCAAGCUGUUCUUGCGGCAACAGUGUAGCGGUGAUCAGCUUCGGCUCGUGCACCUCGCCAUAGGCCUGGGAAGCAUCCCUGCCAGCGUAAGCAUAAAUGACUAUAUCUCUCGGUGAGCACGCUUCCACUACGAGUCCUUCGGGGUUUCUCACUAUCUGAACCUCCUGGAUGCUCAGGCGCAAAACGGGUCAUAUCGUAGACUUUCCCAUCGACCACAAUCCAGCAAUCAUUGACCUGAUUGUGCCUUUGCACCUCGGAUGCUGGGAUGGACGAUCUUCUUGACCCGUCCAUAUCUUCCAACAGCCAGACUGGGACUCGGAUUUUUCGCUAUCUCAAUAUACACGACAUCUUGCGGCUUGCAGCGAAGCAACCGCGAGCAAAGGCCUCAAUGUCCUAUGAGUUCCCCGCAUUCUCUUCCUCGGGUCUGUACUUUUCCUUCGUUGUCAGAAGAUUGGGGUUGAUCCGCAUGGACCGUGUCGGUAUACCGAAAAGGGAAGUCCGGCGAUGGAGAAGGCUGCUCAACAUCACAUAACACAGAGUGGUAUUAUCAUUAUCUCCAUCUUGAUAGGUGCAUACAUACCUAGGAUCUGUCUGCAAUGUAAGAGCCUUGCCUGACAUGAUCAACAUGAAAAGGAGGGUCCAGCAACCAGGCGCCGGGGUCUCCACGAGCUUGAGAUGUGGUCCCUUGUCCGCUGAUAUGGGGUGUUUUUAUCAAAUGUGGUCCGGAUCCCGGAGGUACCACACACGGUGCACUCCGUCCGCAUGGACUUCAUCCGCAAUGACUGGAUCCGUCCGGCCAGCGGAAGAAAUACUCGUCUAUCUAUAUGUUUCUGCAUGGACGAUGCUCGGCUGAAUUCAUGUCUCCCCUAAGAAGAUCCCCUCGCUGCUCAUACCACUUUUUUUGUCCAAACAGCGACUGAUUCCUCAGAACUCCAAAAUGACACAAGGACGGCUAUCAGGCAAAGUUGCCAUUGUGACUGGAGGUGCCAGUGGCUUCGGCCGAGGUAUCGCGACCAAAUUCGUCAAUGAAGGUGCCAAAGUCAUCAUUGCGGACCUGUCUGCGGCCUCUGCUGAGGCCGUGGCAAAGGAAUUGGGUUGUCAAUUCACCGUUGCCAAUGUCACAAAGAGGGAAGAUUGGGAGGCCUUGCUCAGGAAGGCCCAGGAGCAAUAUGGGGGUCUAGACAUCAUUGUCAACAACGCCGGAGCGACGUAUGCCAAUAAGCCCACCCACGAAGUCAGCGACAAGGACUUUGAACUCGUCAUGGACGUCAAUGUCCGCUCCAUAUACCUGUCCACAAGUGUUCUUCUCCCGUAUUUUCUUGAGCAAAAGAGGCCUGGAGCGUUCAUCCAAGUAUCGUCAACAGCUGCUCUCCGCCCUCGGCCAGGCCUCACGUGGUACAACGCUUCCAAGGCCGCAGUGAGCAAUGCCACCAAGACGAUGGCUGUUGAAUAUGGACCCCAGAAGAUUCGGUUCAACGCCGUUUGUCCCGUGGUUGGAAGCACAGGAAUGACACAUUUGUUUCUCGGAAAGCCAGAUACGGAAGAAAACCGAGCUGGCUUUGUUUCCACGAUCCCCAUCGGUCGAGCAAGAACUCCAGCCGAUGUUGCCAAUGCUUGCUGUUAUCUAGCAAGUGACGAGGCCGAGUUUGUUACCGGCGUCAACCUUGAGGUCGACGGCGGCCGCUGCGUGUAAUAUCGUGGCAGGGCUUUCCCGGCGACGCUUGCGCCUCAUGAUCUACUGCACAGGGCCGGGACUCAGCAUUGUCGUGGAAGGUUAGAUAAUCCUUAGCCAGCCAACCAUCGCGAAUCUUGAUUUCACGCAAUAGUUUUCUUCGUCUUUCAAGUUCGCCGAGCGGUCUGCAAGGCUGGAAGAGGACUUGAAUUGCAAGAGCAUGCCGUCGAAGUGUCCCUCACUGCCGUUGGCAAUAGAAACCCCGGAAUAUCGGAUCAGACCGCUUGAUUCCGGCCAUCUCUUCGCUCGAACCACGUAGGCACGAUCCCAGGGUAUACGCGGUGAGUCGUCUCUGAAUGAGGAGAGAGCGCAGGCUCAACGAUACCUCGACAUGUUAGACUUUGCCGCGGGGGUAAUCGAUAUCACAUCAGCAUAUUAUUAGGAAGGAUUUGUUCGCCGCAAGUAGCGUUGUCCAUGGGCCACCUAAGCUCGCCAGAGCUGGGAAGACUGUUGCUAUGAUGGCGGCGAGGAUGCUGAUCUCUUGUGUGCAAAGCAAGUAAGGACGGAAGAGUACCUUACGCAGGCACCGCUGCUGUCCACAAGCUGCUCGAUCAUGGAUGUCUUAUGUCAGCAAGGACUGGCCACACGUGACCCACCAGUACGU
Molecule: messenger RNA, 4248 nt
Organism: Exophiala dermatitidis NIH/UT8656
Lineage: Eukaryota; Fungi; Ascomycota; Eurotiomycetes; Chaetothyriales; Herpotrichiellaceae
Product: 3-oxoacyl-[acyl-carrier protein] reductase
Exons: 4
Coding region: 2850-3605 (251 amino acids)
Source: RefSeq, a predicted model, not a curated record